This is a messenger RNA of Xiphophorus hellerii (green swordtail), 2792 nucleotides long. RefSeq names its product lin-7 homolog A (C. elegans) (gene lin7a). The record is from RefSeq and is a predicted model, not a curated record. Lineage: Eukaryota; Metazoa; Chordata; Actinopteri; Cyprinodontiformes; Poeciliidae. The coding region runs from base 95 to 748 and encodes 217 amino acids. The transcript has 6 exons. Gene Ontology annotation, molecular function: protein binding.
UGUAACCACUCCCAGCCUCCCUCUCUGUGGCUCCUCGCUCUGUCUGUGAUGCUGCAGCUCCUCUAGUCUCUUCAGUCUCCAGUAAACAGCAGUCAUGGCGACAGUGGUCCAGCCGCUCACACUGGAAAGAGAUGUUGCCCGGGCGAUCGAGCUACUGGAGAAGCUGCAGGAAUCAGGAGACGUUCCCGGCCAUAAGCUGCAGUCUCUGAAGAAGGUUCUGCAGAGCGAGUUCUGCACAGCAAUCAGAGAGGUCUAUCAGUACAUGCAUGAAACGAUUACAGUGAACGGCUGCCCGGAGUACCAGGCGAGAGCCACGGCUAAGGCCACAGUUGCAGCCUUUGCAGCCAGUGAAGGUCACUCUCACCCUCGGGUGGUGGAGCUUCCCAAAACAGAGGAAGGGUUAGGCUUUAAUGUGAUGGGUGGCAAGGAGCAGAACUCACCUAUCUACAUCUCCCGCAUCAUUCCUGGAGGCGUGGCUGAGAGACACGGCGGUCUAAAACGAGGGGACCAGCUGCUGUCUGUCAACGGCGUGAGCGUAGAAGGAGAACAUCACGAGAAAGCGGUGGAGCUGCUGAAAGCGGCCAAAGACAGCGUGAAGCUGGUGGUGCGCUACACCCCCAAAGUGCUGGAGGAGAUGGAGGCGCGCUUCGAGAAGCUCCGCACGGCCCGGCGGCGUCAGCAGCAGCAGCUCCUGAUGCAGCAACAGCAGCAGCAGAAUCUGGCUACUCAGCAAAAUCACAUGUCGUAGGUUGUUCCAGAAGAAGAAGAAGUAAAAGCCCUGGAGGGUGGAUCUCAAAGAUUGCCUACAUGCGCUUAGGAUCCCAAAGGAAUCUCUUUGUAGUGGAGGAAAUCAGCAAAAACACUCUCUUGACUUCCUCUUUCUCCCUUCCAGUGAACCACCGAUUACUGAGCAAAGAGAGAAUUUGGUGUGAAACUGGUGCUUUGACGAACAUGCUGACCGUUGUCCAGUUUAACUUUGUACUCCCUUUUGUAGUUUUCUGUUCCCCAACUGUGGAUUUUUAAAUCUCCCCUUUUUUUUUUGCAUUUGUUGCUUAUUUUUCCAGUUGUUCAUUUUUAACCCUUCCAUCUAAUAUGCAGUAGAGCUUCAGCCAUUUUGCCAUAGAUAUCAUUUGUACCGUGGUGUUUCGAUCAAAUCCUCAAUUCUGGUGCUUGUGUCCCAUAUGAAUGAUUUCUCGUUCGGUUUUUCGAUAAACUGUUUUUUACCUUCUAUACUGUAGCAAGAACAGAUUUUAUAUCUUGUAGUUUUAGCAAUAAAACACAUUGUUUGGUUCAGUUCAUGAUUAAAUACAUGCGCAGAGUUAAUGAGUGAUUGAAAUCGCAGUAAAGCAAACAGAGUUGCAUUUACUGUAAGGCAGCUUCCGAAUUCAAAUCCACUGUACCGUUUGAAGAGAUUAAGGUUGGUUUACUGGUAAAAUAUAAAAUUACUGUGCAAUAUUUAUAAAACAAAAAACUCCAAAUCAAUCAUUUCCCCUGAAAUGUAUCUAGAAAAUAUAUAAGAGAUAUAUCAAACUUGUGUUCCCGACAGACCAACAGAAUGUCAUCCAAUUACGUAGAGUAUGCUAGAAUUAUGUUUAUUUUUCAGAAUAUUAUAUAUUAGAGAUUUCGAGUUUUAUCAUUUCAUAUAUAUUCUUUCUUAAACAUGCAGAUUAUUAUUUAAAAAUGUCUUGUGAAAUAGAGCAUAAAUCUGUGUUUUCCCUUUUUAACAAUCAUGAGUGGAAGGCUUGGGAUUUAGUUCACUGCCUCUUAAAAAUUAUUGUUUUUUUGGGGGUUUUUUAAGCAACGCAUCUGAUCUACAAAAUUACAGUGGUAACCUUCCCAUUAGGCCUGUCUUUACUUUUGUUCCCUCCUUUGCUGCAAAAUGCUCCCUUUUUUUGUCAGACUUUUGUGUUUUCUGUUUAAAGUUUUAUAUUUUGUCUUUUUCUGUUGUCGACACUUCUUUGAUUCCCUGACUAUGCGAGUUUGGCUCUGGAUUUUCUGUCCUACAUUUUAUUCCAAAAUUAAUCCUAGACUUUUAAAAACACUUUCUGAACAUGUUUUGAGUGAUAAGAGAAUAUAGGUCAUGUAAAAAAGUUAAAAGGUCAUAAGAAUGCAUUUCCUUUUAGUGUUAUGGUCAGAAGUUUACAUACACUCACCACUGGCGAGAAUCUUGUUAAAUUUGAGCUUUUAAUGAUUCAUUAAGCCAGAAUUAUAAAACAAUAGCAUAUUUUGUGGUUGAGACAAUUCAUUUUUAAACUUGUUUCUCUGUGUCUAGUGACACUGGUGUGUCAGGAUCUUUAGGUUUAUGAACAAUGUGCUUCAAUUGGACAAAGAUCAUAUCAAAAUUGGCUUAGCAAUGAAUAUAGCAGGCUAACACAACACUUUUAGAGUGACCCUCUCAAAACAUCAACUCUUUUGAACCCAAUUCUUGUGUUUAAAUUUGCUCAAAGUUGCAUCUUUUACAAUCAAUAAACCCUGAAAAAGAAAACAGCCAAAAAUAAUGACAUUAAAGCACAUGGUGACUGUAAGCAAGCUUCUGACCAGGACUAUAAAAUAUUGAAGACUUGACACCAUUUUGAAUAACACAUAUAAUCAGAGCAUUCCCCAAAAUAAUGCGGUUGUUAUAAAUAUCAUUUUUGUAUCUUUAAAACAGGUACUUUUUUGUAAUUGAUUUACACUUUGAAGGAUGAUAGUCCUGUAUUGUAAAGAUGACAAAAAAAAAAUACAAACUGUUGAUAUGCAAUUGUUAUACAUACUAUAUUUGUAUAAAUAAAUAUAUGUUCUUGUGUACAGUG